GGAAAACCCCGAGAGGUCCUUUGACUCGCCAAAGAGGGCCGAGCCCUGAGCGGGGAAGGCCGAGAGCUUCGAAAGGCGUCACUCGUCUCCACCGAAAGCAGCCGAGUGCUUUCGGAGAGUCGGCAAGUAGGCGGAGCUUGAGGGUGUAAGGCGGAAGUUGCCGACGUUCUUCCGGGAAGGGCCGAAGGGGGCUGUCCGUUGCCGUCCGACUUACACACGGAGCCCGCAAUAGGAAAAGCAGCGGCGGCGGCGGCGCUCUGAGGCGGGGCUGCCCCGGUUGCUUGGCCCUUUCCCUGGCUCGCUCGCCUCCCCGUCUCCCUUCCGACCCUCCCUCUUCCUCUUCCCCCCGACCCGGCCUCCCCGCCCUCCCCGUCCCGUCCCUCUCGGCCGGCCAGGCCAGGCCAGGCCGCGGGAGUCGCCGUCCCCCCACCUCUCCCCCUCUCUCUUCUCUCAAGAGCCGGGCAGGAUUGGGCCGGGCCUGGCUGCGGUAGCCACUGGGAGAGGUCGAGGCCGGGGCCGGAAGGGCGAAAAAACAGUCCGCCAAGCCACCAGCAGCCAGCCAGGAUGAUCAAGCUAUUCUCGCUGAAACAGCAAAAGAAGGAGGAGGAAUCGGCCGGCGGUACCAAAGGCUCCAGCAAGAAAGCCUCUGCCGCGCAGCUCCGCAUCCAGAAAGAUAUAAAUGAACUGAAUUUGCCGAAAACAUGUGAAAUAGACUUUUCAGACCAGGAUGAUCUUCUCAACUUCAAGCUAGUUAUCUGCCCUGAUGAGGGAUUCUAUAAAGGCGGGAAGUUUGUUUUCAGUUUUAAGGUGGGGCAAGGGUACCCGCAUGACCCCCCCAAAGUCAAGUGUGAGACCAUGGUGUAUCACCCAAACAUAGAUUUAGAAGGCAAUGUUUGCCUAAAUAUCCUCAGAGAGGACUGGAAGCCUGUACUAACAAUAAACUCUAUAAUUUAUGGCCUGCAGUAUCUCUUCUUGGAGCCAAACCCUGAAGACCCCUUGAACAAAGAGGCUGCUGAAGUCCUCCAGAACAACAGACGCCUGUUUGAGCAGAACGUCCAGCGCUCGAUGCGGGGCGGCUACAUUGGUUCCACCUACUUUGAGCGCUGCCUCAAAUAGAACUGACCGGCUCCGGGCACAAACUUGCUCCCCCUCCCCCUCCUCUCAUCUCCCUUCUAGCUCUUCUAAGGGACUCUGCCAACACCGCUGCCUUCAGCCAUCAAGGGGGCACAGGAGUCAGGAAUUGGCAGGGGGCCCCUUCCAUCUUCUUUCUCUUCCUCCCCCCCUUUUCCCCCCAUCUGCUCACCCUACUGCCCCCUGCCAGCCUGGGGCCUCAGCAGCCACUGCCUCACCAGAUCCUUGUACCUCCCUCACUGCUGUCCCUCUGUGCUGCUGUGGGGCGAGGGGUGAGGUUACUGCUGCUUCUUUGUCCCACCCACUGUGUUGGGGUAGCCACCUGUUCCUGACUGUGUGGGACCCCAUUCCUGGUGCCCGUCUGUCUUUCUGGGAGCUGUGGUUUUGCUGCUAAGAACAGAAGGCUCCCUAUGUGCUCUGGCAUUCCUUGCCUGCAGUGCAGUGUUACUCAGCUGCGGGAUCUGCAGGCCACUUGCCUAUCCUUUCCUCCCCUGCAGGGCACCAAGGCUUCUGACCGUAACUAUUUAUUAAAUGGGGGAGGCUCUUGAGGGCUGGGUAAACGUGGAAGGCUAGAGGGGGGUGCUCAGCUGCCUCCACUCUGCCCCAGGCAUUGUGGCUCAAGGGGGAGGGGCUGGGUCAGGCCUGGAAUAUUCCUUUUAGGAUCAACUCACUUGUGUGUCUGGUUUUUAAGGAAAAACUAAUAAAGCCACCACCACCACUUCCAAACCCACCAACGCUAAUAGUAGUAGUAAUAAAAGUAACAGGGACGCUGCUGAUCCCAUUGUUGUCUACCAGGGCCUGCCCAACAAUGAACUCUACUCUGCCUCUCCAGUGACUCCUGCAAGUCCCUGGCCAACAUAAAGCCACUGUAAUUCUAGUGUGUCGGGUUAUUAAAGGGGAAUGUUAGCACA
Molecule: messenger RNA, 2042 nt
Organism: Python bivittatus (Burmese python)
Lineage: Eukaryota; Metazoa; Chordata; Lepidosauria; Squamata; Pythonidae
Gene: UBE2M
Product: ubiquitin conjugating enzyme E2 M
Source: RefSeq, a predicted model, not a curated record